Messenger RNA from Penicillium riverlandense, 921 nucleotides. Its product is annotated as zinc-binding alcohol dehydrogenase family protein. The transcript has 3 exons. NCBI's taxonomy places the organism in Eukaryota, Fungi, Ascomycota, Eurotiomycetes, Eurotiales, Aspergillaceae. Bases 1 to 921 code for a protein of 306 amino acids. Gene Ontology annotation, molecular function: oxidoreductase activity; zinc ion binding. The record is from RefSeq and is a predicted model, not a curated record.
AUGAAGGUCCGCGCUGGCACUUACGAUGAUUAUCCAGACUAUUACGCUCGCGCUCCCCGUCCAUACCAAAUUUGUGGCUUUGAUGGUGCGGGAAUCGUAACGAAAAAAGGCCCUGCUUGUUCGCUCUUCAAUGAGGGAGAUGAAGUCUUUUACUCCGGUAGUCCAGUCAGACACGGAUCCAACGCAGAAUUUCAAUUGGUGGAUGAGCGCUCUGUGGGACAUAAGCCAAAUGGCUUGGAUAUGGCUGGGGCUGCUGCCAUGCCGCUUACGUAUAUCACAGCAUAUCAGGCACUCAUUGAACAAAUGAAGAUCGAAAACAAGGAGAAAGCGGCAGUACUUAUUAUCAACGGAGCCGGUGGUGUCGGGGCCGUGGCUAGUCAAAUAGCCCGCCAGCUCCUUGAAUUGCCAGUCGUGAUUACGACCGCUUCACGCCCGGAGAGCGUUGACUUCACGAAAAAAAUGGGAGCAACACACGUUCUCAAUCAUAGGGAUGAUUUGGAGAAACAAAUUCAGAAUCUCAACCUCAAUGUUCCUUUGAAGUACAUAUUCAUCACGCAUUCUACCGACAAAUAUAUGGGCGUGUGUGCAAAGAUUUGUGCGCCAUUCGGUAAGGUAUGCUCUAUUGUACAAGGCCAGGCCAAAAUGUACGGCACAGAGUUUAUGGCAAAGUCGUUGUCAUUCAUAUGGUGCCUGAUUGGUACCAGACCUGUAUAUGGCACGGACAUCGAGUCUCACCAUCGAAUCCUGGAAGAGUUGAGCCGGCUGUUGGAUUCUGGAAAAAUUCGUUGUCACCUGACGCAUCGACUUGGGUUGACACAUCAUGGUCUUCGUGAAGCCCACCGGUCUGUAGAGAGUGGGGGCAAUAUUGGAAAGACUGUUCUAACGAUUGGUGAUAUUCGCGGUGCUGAGUCUUUCGUGUAA